Messenger RNA from Nicotiana tabacum (common tobacco), 951 nucleotides. Its product is annotated as transcription factor bHLH118-like. Gene Ontology annotation, biological process: regulation of transcription by RNA polymerase II. Gene Ontology annotation, molecular function: protein dimerization activity; RNA polymerase II transcription regulatory region sequence-specific DNA binding; DNA-binding transcription factor activity, RNA polymerase II-specific. NCBI's taxonomy places the organism in Eukaryota, Viridiplantae, Streptophyta, Magnoliopsida, Solanales, Solanaceae. The record is from RefSeq and is a predicted model, not a curated record. Gene Ontology annotation, cellular component: RNA polymerase II transcription regulator complex.
CAUCUUCCAUUAGAAUACCCAAAAGAGGAAAAGCCAUAGGUUUAGUUCAAUGGAUAAUUAUCUUUGGGAGAUCUUUAGUAGUAAACAAAAUACUGAACAAGAUCAUGAUCAUCAUCACCAGCUACUUCAGAUUCCUAAUUUCCAAUUAAAUGGAUUUUGCCAACAAGACCAAAUCCCUAAUCAAGAUCUCAUAGGUGGUCCUCGCGAAAUUUCUUCAGUCAACAGCAACAACAACUACGCCUCAGUCCCAACAACUAUGUCUUCGGUCAAUAGAAGUAAUCUUGAUAAUUCUAACAAGGGGCUUAUUAGAAGGCCAGAAAGUACUAUAAGUAGUACUGAUGAUUCCAAGAAAGUUGUGCAUAGAAAUGUUGAAAGGCAUAGAAGGCAAGAAAUGGCAAAUCUUCUUACUUCUCUUAGAUCCCUUCUUCCCCUUGAGUUUAUCAAGGGUAAACGUUCAGCAUCAGAUCACAUGCAAAUAGCUGUGAAUUAUAUAAGGCAUCUUCGGAAGAAUAUAGAAGAGUUAGACAAUAGAAGAAAACAAAUCAAGAAUUCAUUGGAUAAUUUGGGUGCUGAAAAUGGAAGUUCUUCAACAUGUUAUGUUCACAACAAUUCUGUGGCAGUAAACACAUGUCAAGAUGGUAUGGAGAUUUUGAUUAAUGUGAAUAGUCAUAAAGAGGAAAUGUUUUCUUUGUCCAAAGUGCUAAGAUGGCUGCUCCAACAAGGGCUAAAUGUUGUUAGUUGUGUUAAUUCCAAACAAGAUGAAUGGACUUUGAUCAGGAUUCAAUGUCAGGUGAGUGAUAUAUCAGGUGUCAGUACAGUUGGACUGCAAAAGAAAUUGACUGAUUUGAUUAGUUAACAAAAGGAAUAUAUCCCUCAAUCAGUCAGGGUCGAUCCAAACACGGGUUUGUGACUUAUGUAGAAUCUAGAUCUUCUAUAUCUUGUAUAUGAAUA